AUGAACUGGAUCAUUCCUGACAAGUUCUUGGCAUUUGCAGGGCCUAGCCCGACUUCUACAGAUGCCGAUGGGUUUCCUGCGUUUACUCCAGAGGACUAUGUGCCAAUCUUCCGCGACGCGGGAAUAGGCCUUGUAGUGCGGUUGAACAAGAAACAGUACGAUCGGCGGCGAUUUGCAGACCAUGGCUUGAAGCAUGUUGAUCUCUACUUUUUGGACGGCAGCUGUCCAGAUAAGGAGAUCAUCUCCAAAUUCCUUCUCAUUGUCGAGAAUGAGCCCAGUGCAGUCGCUGUCCACUGCAAGGCAGGCUUGGGACGCACAGGAUCAUUGAUUGGCCUUUAUGCUAUGAAGCACUACCAAUUUCCUGCCCGAGCCUGGAUUGGGUGGAACAGGAUAUGCCGUCCAGGUAGUAUCUUGGGCCCCCCAGCAACAGUUCCUCUGUGA
Durusdinium trenchii is the source of this 441-nucleotide messenger RNA. The record is from the annotation of a GenBank genome assembly. Lineage: Eukaryota; Dinophyceae; Suessiales; Symbiodiniaceae.